Molecule: messenger RNA, 2597 nt
Organism: Ahaetulla prasina
Lineage: Eukaryota; Metazoa; Chordata; Lepidosauria; Squamata; Colubridae
Gene: C5H3orf38
Product: chromosome 5 C3orf38 homolog
Exons: 3
Coding region: 106-1053 (315 amino acids)
Source: RefSeq, a predicted model, not a curated record
GGUUGCCAAGGUUUCAGGCAGCUGCUCCAGCUACGCGCUGCUAGUCUGCGCUUCCCGUCUCGCGCUCGAAGAACCAACGCGCCUCCUCCUCCCCCCCCCAUCAAUAUGGCUUCGGCUGGGGCGGGGAUGACCGAGCGCGAGCGGGACGGCUGCCGGGAGCUGUUGGAACUGCUUCAGACCGACGACCUGCUGGCUCUAGCGGACACGGUGACCAGCCGCCUCGUGCAGCCCAGCAACCGGCAAGAAGCCAUAAAUGUCAUCUUGCUGUACAGUCAAAGCACUGAAGAGCUGUUGAAAAGAAAGAAAGUAUUUCGAGAGAUAAUCUUCAAGUACUUGGCAACAAAAGGAGUUAUAGUGCCACCUUCUUCUGAAAAACACCAACUUGUUUAUCGUGCAAAGGAGUACUGGUGUGAAGGGCUGAAAAUCUGUGCUUCAGAGCAAACAUAUACUAAUCCUAGUAUACAGCAACAAGAAGAUGGAGGAACACAAGGAGAUCAAGAUGACAACAAAGAGUGUUACAAUCUGGCAGAAGAAUUUUGUCAGUGGUAUUUUAGAAUGCUAAACUCUCAGAACCCAUUGAUUGGAGAACCACAACAAGAAUGGGGACCACAACAUUUUUGGGGUGAUGUAACUCUAAAAUUUUGUUACAACACCUCUGAACAAAACAUGGAAGAGUACUCAGGUGCAGAAUUGGUGAGCCUUCGCUUGCUGUCAUUAGUGAAAGAAGAAUACCUUUUCCUGAAUCCCAAUUUGAAUGCAGGUGGCCUGAAGUGUACAGUUUCACGAUAUGGAUUAGUUGUGGUAGCAGUAGCUGGCACAGUUCAUAGAAGUACUUCUUGUUUGGGAAUCUUUGAACAAAUCUUUGGCCUCAUCCGCUGCCCAUUUAAGGAGAAUACAUGGAAAAUCAAGUUUGUCAAUCUAAAGAUUGUUGGCCAGAAUGCCAUAGAGCCUGGGACCCAUAUAGAAAGACCACGCAUAAAAUACGAGCAAGAAGAACUGCAGGAAUUUUAUGUGUCCAAGGAACUUGCCUUAAUUGAGCCUCAAAAAUACUGACUUCUGUUUUGCAACACGAGGGAGAAAAGUAUGUGGGCCUUGGAAAAUACAGCAGGAGAGCAUACUCAAAGCAUUCUGUAAUUUAUUUGCCUUUUUUUUAAUUCAUGCUUUCCUACUACGAGAUAAUCUUGACUGCUGAUCAUAGAGAUUUGCUGCUGGUAAUUGUUGGCUUGAUUUUUGCCCCCAAAUUUACAAUUUGAACAAUUACUUUGGCAGAUUAUUUUCUACAUGAGAAGGGAGGGAAGGUGAGAAGAUACUCCUACUGCUGCGAAGUACUGAUACAGAGGAUGGGUGGGAGAGAAUAGCCAGAAAGAAUCAAGUAUAAAUGAGAAGCAUAAAGCACUGGAAAUGUAAUAUUGUCAUCUUGACUGCUUGUAGCUUCCCUAUUUUCCCCUUUGGGGUAGAAGAAUACAGAAGUGUGAUGAAUCUGUUAAGUUUGCAAGAGAUUCUUUUGCCAAAGACUUAAUUUUAAGUCUUCGUUAAAUAACCUUUCACAGUUUAAUCUCAAGGUUGUACAAAACAAAGCAUUUUUUAUUUUUGAUAGAAUUUUCUGUUAAGACAUUAUAAAACAUUAUCAAAUUGAUUGCUACUUAAAUCAGCAUAUGCAUGAGAAGGUUAGAGUAGUGCUAAAUUUAAUAGAGGGUUUUCAUAGAGAAUUUAUGAAACAAUAUUACUUUCCUCCAUAAAAUGCUUUGAAAUUUGUUAUUUGUCUUAUCCUUUGUUACGUACAACCUUUAUUCGUGUAGCUAUUUACCUAUAGCAAACAUACUUUUAAAAAUACAGGACAAUUGUGAAAUUAUAAAAAACAAGCAUUUAAUUUGUGGCAGUUAUUACACCUAGUUUAUUUCACUUACACUACUUUUUAUUGUUCCUAAUAAAAAUUCCAAUCUUCAGACUAAUUAUAAAAAGGAAAUAGUCUUACUACUUCAGAUUAUUGUGGAAAAAUCAUCAGUGAACAGCAUAAAGAUAGCUACCAGGUUUUGAAAAAUUCACAAAUCCUUAAAAGUAAAAAUCAAAUAUGUGAUGUUAUUCCAGAAUGUAAAAUAAAAUUUUAUUUUGUUUUUGGGUUUCCUGAAUGAUAAAAGAUUUAAAAGAAAUAUGUGUCAUUACAAAUAGAGACUUUGUAUUUUUGAACACAGAUAUUUAAGUGCAUUUCUGCAAUUAUCUACAAUCAUAUAUACAUAUAUGAGGAUUAUUUCUAAAUAUAAACACAAUAACCUACUGCUAGUAAAUAAUUUUUUAAAAAAAUAUGAGACAAUUGUUUUUAACAAUGGUUUAAAAUCUGGUAGAUGUGUCUGCAUCCAGAUAAAAUCUUUUACUGCUGGAAACUGAAACUGAAAGUUGUAUUUUCCUACUCUUGCUCCUUUUUAAUUUGGAUUCUUUUUAAGAGCUUGUACUGACUCAUUUUUAUCAUUUCGUUUUAAAUCAAAAUCACAUUGUAAGAAUUGGAAAACUCCUUGAAGAUUAUCUAAUCCAAUUUCAUGUCUGGUUCAGGAAUCUAUUCCCACAUUAUCCACAUCUUGUUUAAAUAUUUCCAGCUAAAG